ACUCAUCAGAUUAAACACCGUCUUCCUUCUCUCUCCUCUUUUGUAAUAAUCUUUUUUCCUCUAUUUCGCCAUUUCCCCUCUUUUAUCUUUCUCCUCCUUUCAGCUCCAACCCAGAUUUUUCUCGGAAAAUAAAAAAAAAAAUCACAAAAAAAAUUCAAGAUUUUAUUUCCCCCUGAAUUAUCGCAGCUCAAAUAAAUCGGAUUACAGAGAAAAAAGAGGGGGAGAAAAUCUAGGGUUGGGUUAUCGAACAUAGAUUAUAGCCGUUGGAUCGAGCUUGGAUCCGGUUCAAGGGUGAUCGGAGGGUCCAGUUUUGACUUCAUUAGUCAACGGAUCCGACGUCGUCUCUGCAGAUCGGUGAUUUAAUUCCCUCGGUAUCUAUAGUUUGUUUAGAAGGGCGAGAAAGAGAAGGGUGAUUUGGUUUAGGAGAGAGAAAAAUGGCUCUAAGGAAAGCAGUGGGGCAACUGAAGGACCAAACUAGUAUUGGUCUUGCGAAGGUGUCGAGUGACAUGGCGCCUGAGCUUGAGGUCGCCAUUGUCAAGGCUACGAGCCAUGAAAAUGAUCCGGCGGAUGAGAAGUACAUUAGGAGGAUUCUGACAUUUACGUCGUACAAUCGUAUGUAUGUGAAUUCCUGUAUAACUUCUAUCUCGAGGAGGCUUGGUAAGACAAGGGAUUGGGUUGUUGCUUUGAAGGCAUUGAUGUUGGUCCAUAGGCUGAUGAAUGAUGGGGACCCUGUUUUCCAGCAGGAGAUCUUGUAUGCAACUCGAAGGGGGACUAGGUUGUUGAAUAUGUCGGAUUUUAGGGAUGAAGCUCAUUCGAAUUCGUGGGAUCAUUCGGCUUUUGUGCGGACUUUUGCUUUGUACUUGGAUCAGAGGUUGGAAUUGAUGUUGUUUGAGAGGAAGCAAGGUGGAAAGGAAACCAAUGGUGGGGGAAGUGGUCAUGGUGGGGAGAUUGUCAGGUAUGAGCCAAGGGAUGAAAAAUUCAGGUCCCCACCGAGUCGGUUUGAUUAUGAUUAUGGGGAGUUUAAGGAUGAGCCUAAGAUGAGGAGGACUAGGUCAUUUGGGGAUGUUGGUGAAUCAAACGGCCGGGAGGAAGAUAAGGCUGUCACUCCAUUGAGGGAUUGGAUUCCCGAGAGGAUUUUUGCAAAGAUGAGUCACCUGCAGAGGCUUUUGGAUCGUUUCUUAGCAUGUCGGCCUACUGGAAUGGCAAAGAAUAGCAGGAUGAUACUCGUUGCAUUAUACCCAGUUGUGAGGGAAAGUUUCAAGCUUUAUGCUGAUAUAUGCGAGGUUCUAGCUGUUUUGCUGGACAAAUUCUUUGACAUGGAGAAUUCAGAUUGUGUCAAGGCUUUUGAGGCUUAUGCUAGUGCUGCAAAGCAGAUUGACGAGCUUGUGGCCUUUUACAACUGGUGCAAGGACACUGGUGUAGCAAGGUCGUCAGAGUUCCCCGAAGUGCAAAAGAUUACUGAUAAACUCCUUGAAACCUUAGAGGAGUUCGUGAGGGACAGAACCAAGAGAUCAAAGAGUCCCGAGAGAAAACCAGAGCCAGAACCAGCACCCAAAGAGGAGGAACCGGUUCCUGAUAUGAAUGAAAUAAAAGCAUUACCUGCACCAGAGGAGCCCACCCCUCCACCACCCCCACCAGCACCGGAACCUGAACCAAAGCAGCAGAUAACUGGUGACUUGGUUGAUCUAAGGGAAGAUGGAGAAACUGCAGAUUCUCAUGGUAAUAAGUUUGCGUUAGCUUUGUUCGCUGGAGGUGCUGAGAAUGGGAAUGGGUCAUGGCAAGCAUUUGACAGUAAAGAAGGAGUAACUUCCGCGUGGCAGAACCCAGCUGCUGAACCAGGGAAGGCAGAUUGGGAGCUAGCAUUGGUGGAAACAGCUAGCAACCUCACACACCAGAAGGCAGCUAUGGGUGGUGGAUUAGAUCCCUUACUCUUGAAUGGUAUGUAUGAUUCAGGAGUUGUAAGGCAACAUGUGACUGCUACUCAGGUGAGUGGAAGUGCCAGUAGUGUUGCAGGGCCUGGAAAAAACACAACACCAGUUUUGGCACUCCCUGCUCCUGACGGUUCAGUUCAAACGGUGGGUGGAGACCCGUUUGCUGCUUCUUUGAGUGUUGCACCCCCUGCAUAUGUACAAAUGGCUGACAUGGAGAAGAAACAGCACUUGCUUGUGCAAGAGCAGGUUGUAUGGCAACAAUAUGCCAAUAGUGGUAUGCAUGGUCAAGCUACUUUGGCUAAGAUAGGCGGUCCUGCCUAUUAUACUCCGGGAUCUACCUCGAUGAUGCCCGCUGGUGGUCCAAUGAUGCCAUAUGGUCAAUACGGAAUGCCACAAGUAAACGGGAUGAUGCCUCCACCUAAUGGCUAUUACUACAACCCGGUCUGAUUUUUGUGCCUAUACAUGUGUAGCUGACCCUUUUUUUUUCUUUUUCGUUUGUUUUUUCGUUUUGUUUUUGUGAUUCGUAUGUUGAAAGUAUCACUUGUUUGUGAUCCUAUGUACUCUUCUCCAUGGGUAAGAGCCGGACGGGAACGAGGGAGGGUAUUCAAGCAGAAUGAUUCGAGAUUCCUUAGGGCGGAGGUUGAUUCCGGGAGAGGCAUUGUCUUGUAGUAUCGCGCCUCUGCUUUGUACUAUUAAAAUUUUCAUGGAUGUACAAUACGUGUGCACAACACUGUAUCCAUCGAGUUGUAGAGUGAUACUCCGUAGAAUUUUCAUCUUCUUGGCGAGCAAUGUAGAAUUUUAUCCCAUAUUUGGCAAUAAAAUUGUAGUAAUUCAAGAA
Spinacia oleracea (spinach) is the source of this 2769-nucleotide messenger RNA. Its product is annotated as probable clathrin assembly protein At4g32285. Lineage: Eukaryota; Viridiplantae; Streptophyta; Magnoliopsida; Caryophyllales; Amaranthaceae. The record is from RefSeq and is a predicted model, not a curated record. Gene Ontology annotation, biological process: vesicle budding from membrane; clathrin coat assembly; clathrin-dependent endocytosis. Gene Ontology annotation, cellular component: clathrin-coated vesicle; clathrin-coated pit. Gene Ontology annotation, molecular function: phosphatidylinositol-4,5-bisphosphate binding; 1-phosphatidylinositol binding; SNARE binding. Bases 435 to 2378 code for a protein of 647 amino acids. The transcript is spliced from 2 exons.